GGGGAAAAGCACACACACUGCCGCCUUGAUACCCUUUCCUCAUAAGGCACAGUGAGAGAGGAUGGAUAUGGGUGCUUUGAAAGUGGAGGAAAACGACUUGGCAAUACACAUCACAAUCACACACAUGACACAAUAAAUGCAAGACAUUGAUUGACAGCUUUUGACACAGAUUCUUUCACACAUUUUCACAAUGGGGGGGGGGGUUCCUGUCUGAUACAGAAAACAUUUGACAGAUGGGUGGUUCUUUUCGUGUGUUUACUCUGCUAAUGACUGAGGUGACCCUCCUUACGUUGUCGAAGUCCUCCUCACCAAGUAAAAAGCCCGAAAACCUCCUAUCCCAGAAACGACAAAUGAGCGAAACGCAAUCGCCAUGUGGGGUAAUCGUGAGAGCAAGAAUGUCUCUCAAUGCUCGAGUGAACAAACUAGCAUGUGGUUGUGUGAAUGGGGGGCAAAAGAAAGCCGCAUCGCAAAGAAGGGGGGAAGUUAGGAAGGAAGAAAAGAAAGCAAUCCGUCUUUCCGCCGAGUUAAAACAACCUCCCCGUUCCACCUGUUCCCCCAUUCCGUUUCCCGUUCUCCAAAUAAAGGCCGUUAUCGCGUUCGGGGGUUUGGUAUCUUUGUGAUGUUGUAAGUUUGUUAUUGUUGCUUUGGUCGCACUCGGUAUCAAUCGUUUUGUUCGGAUGUUGCUCUUCUUCUUCUUCUUCUUCUUCUUCUUCAUCU
This is a messenger RNA of Colletotrichum phormii, 717 nucleotides long. RefSeq lists its product as uncharacterized. Bases 234 to 620 code for a protein of 128 amino acids. The transcript has a single exon. The record is from RefSeq and is a predicted model, not a curated record. Lineage: Eukaryota; Fungi; Ascomycota; Sordariomycetes; Glomerellales; Glomerellaceae.